Corythoichthys intestinalis (scribbled pipefish) is the source of this 7201-nucleotide messenger RNA. It is a transcript of the gene adcy6a, whose product is annotated as adenylate cyclase 6a. The coding region runs from base 429 to 4043 and encodes 1204 amino acids. The transcript has 23 exons. Lineage: Eukaryota; Metazoa; Chordata; Actinopteri; Syngnathiformes; Syngnathidae. Gene Ontology annotation, biological process: intracellular signal transduction; cAMP biosynthetic process; adenylate cyclase-activating G protein-coupled receptor signaling pathway. Gene Ontology annotation, molecular function: adenylate cyclase activity. The record is from RefSeq and is a predicted model, not a curated record. Gene Ontology annotation, cellular component: plasma membrane.
CGGUGCACGGAGCCUGAGAGGGUCAGGGGGGAGGAGAUGCAAGGGAGUGGAGCAAGACGACUACCGGAGGAGAAACACGGGCUGACCGACUCAGCGGCACCAUCCGCGGACAGCUAACCCCUCCAAUGCUCCUCCACUCUGGACGUUCCCACCGACUACUCGAAUCGGCUCGUCCGCUGCGGUCGCGGAGAUGAUCACGACCCAGAGAGAACCGUGGGGACAGGCCUGACAGCAGAGAACAGUCCUCUCACAAACCUUUGUGCUUCGCCACGAUCUCUGGCACAGACAUCUGGAACUUUGUCGGGCACUUUUGGACCCUUUCUGGUCACUCACAGCGUGUAGCCCUGCAGUGAGGCUCUGAGAACCCACUCACUCAUUCUAACCUUCGUAUAAAUGAGUGAGCCGGCUGCCAGGAAAAGGGCUGGGACAUGUACCAGAACCCCAACAGAAUGUCCUGGUUCAGUGGUUUCCUAGUCGCCAGAGUGGAUGACCGUAAGACUGCGUGGGGGGAGCGCAAUGGCAAGAAGUCUAAACGGAGGGGAGGUUCAUCUCUCUGCAACCCACGUUACAUGAGCUGUCUGCGGGAUCCAGAUGCUAUGGAGCCUCCCUCCGGCGCCCCCCUCCAUCAGCACCACCGUGGAGGGAUGUCAGGGGCCGUAGGAGGCGGGGGCAACUUUGGCGCCCGUUGCGGAUGGCAGGAGGACCACUACGGCAAAAGGAGUGUGCCCCAAGGGGUGGCGCUGAAAUCUGUGGACUUGGACUUUGAAGACGGAGAGCUGAAGGCCAGGAAAGGAGGAUGUAAUGGCGACACAGGAGACGACGGCACUAACGGCACAGCUGGCGUGGUGACGGCUGCCGACUGUUGGCUCAGGGUGGUGCGGGUAUUCCAAUCGAAAAAGUUCCAGUCCCGCAAACUGGAACGUCUAUACCAGCGAUACUUCUUCAGGCUCAACCAGAGCUCUUUGACCAUGCUUAUGGGGGUCCUCGUGAUUGUGUGCGGCAUCAUGCUGACCUUCCACUGUGUCCACGCACCCCCACACGUGGCCUAUUCAUCCGCCUUGUCGGUGGCUAUGGCGCUUUUCAUGGCACUCAUGGUGGUGUGCAACCGGAACGGCUUCCAUCAGGACUACAUGUGGAUGGUCAGUUACCUGGUCAUUGGUGUCUUGGUGUCAGUCCAAGUGUUUGGGAUGCUCAUGGUGGCACCCAGGAGUGCCUCGGAGGGCAUCUGGUGGUCUGUGUUUUUCAUUUACAUCAUCUACACCCUCUUGCCUGUGAGGAUGAGGGCAGCGGUGCUUAGCGGAGCUGUGCUGUCCAUCAUACACGUGGUCACCACCUGGCAGAUAAACCAGGCGGAUAAAUUUCUGUGGAAACAGGUGAGUGCUAAUAUCCUUAUUUUCCUGUGCACCAACAUUAUUGGAAUCUGCACCCACUACCCUGCUGAGGUUUCUCAGAGACAAGCCUUCCAGGAAACCAGGGGAUAUAUCCAAGCCAGGCUACAUCUACAGAGGGAGAAUCAGCAACAGGAACGUCUGUUGCUCUCGGUGCUGCCAAGGCAUGUUGCCAUGGAGAUGAAGGCUGACAUCAACGCCAAGAAGGAAGACAUGAUGUUUCAUAAGAUCUAUAUCCAGAAACACGACAAUGUCAGUAUUCUCUUUGCCGACAUCGAGGGUUUUACCAGCCUUGCUUCCCAGUGCACUGCUCAAGAACUGGUCAUGACACUCAAUGAACUGUUCGCCCGCUUUGACAAGCUAGCCUCGGAGAACCACUGUCUACGUAUUAAAAUUUUGGGUGAUUGUUACUACUGUGUGUCCGGGCUCCCUGAACCCCGUGCUGACCACGCCCACUGUUGCGUAGAAAUGGGCGUGGACAUGAUCGAAGCAAUCUCGCUCGUACGCGAGGUGACGGGGGUCAAUGUCAACAUGCGUGUCGGCAUCCACAGUGGCCGUGUGCACUGCGGCGUACUGGGUCUCAGGAAGUGGCAGUUUGACGUGUGGUCUAACGAUGUUACGCUGGCCAAUCACAUGGAAGCGGGAGGAAAAGCAGGACGGAUCCACAUCACUAAGGCCACACUGCAAUAUCUAAAUGGAGAUUACGAAGUGGAGCCAGGCUUUGGAGGGGAGAGGAAUGCUUAUCUAAAGGAGAACAGCAUCGAGACCUUCCUGGUGCUCGGCUGCAGUCAAAAGCGGAAGGAAGAAAAGGCGAUGAUGGCUAAGAUGCAGAGAACGAGAGCCAACUCCAACGAGGGACUGAUGCCACGCUGGGUCCCUGACAGAACUUUCUCCAGGACCAAAGACUCCAAAGUAUUCAGACAAAUGGGCAUUGACGAGGCAUCCACUAAAGACAACCGCGGUGUUCAGGAGACCAUGAACCCGGAAGAUGAGGUGGAUGAAUUCCUGGGACGGGCUAUUGAUGCUCGCAGUAUCGACCAGCUACGAAAAGACCAUGUUAAAAAAUUCCUGCUCACCUUUCAAACAUCUAGUUUGGAGAAGAAAUAUUCCAAGAAGGUGGAUGAUCGUUUUGGUGGCUACGUUGCUUGCACCCUACUCGUAUUCUGCUUCAUAUCCUUCAUACAGAUUGUCAUUUUUCCACACACUCCGGUCAUGCUGGGAAUCUACAUCAGUAUUUUCAUCAUUCUGGCCAACAUACUUUUCAUCUGUGCCAUAUACUCUUGCAUCAAGCUCUUUCCUGCUGCAAUGCAGACAGUUUCUAAAAAGAUUGUCCAGUCUCGCACCAACAGUACUCUGGUUGGAGUGUUUACCAUUAUCCUCGUCUUCAUCUCUGCCUUUGUCAAUAUGUUUUCAUGUGACACCAAGAGCCUAGCGGAGUGUGUUGCCGAGAAGUCCAACACCUCCGCAGCCAUGGUGACGCCAUGUGUGAUCCGCCGAUUGAAUGUGUCCGUCGAAGGGGGUCUCGAGAUCUGUCCCAGUCAAGGCCCUUCUUGUCCCUUUCCUGAGUACUUCAGCUACAGCGUGCUGCUGACGCUGCUGGCCUGCUCAGUGUUCCUGCAGAUCAGCAGCAUUGGGAAGUUGGCCCUGAUGCUGCUCAUCCAGCUCAUCUUCCUGCUGCUUGUCGAGUGGCCACAAGUAGCACUGUUCGACAACGCUGACCUUUUUGUCACCUCCAAUGCCAUUGAUCAAAAUGAAACAAGUACUCAGUGGUCCAGUUUCAAUGAAACUACAAGCCAGUGCCCAUUUGUUGUGACCAAAGUGUCCCUAAGGGUCAUGACGCCUGUGAUCCUCACAGUUUUUGUGCUGGCACUCUACCUGCACGCACAGCAGGUGGAAUCGACUGCACGCCUCGACUUCCUGUGGAAAUUACAGGCGACUGAAGAAAAGGAGGAGAUGGAGGAGCUGCAAGCCUACAAUCGCCGCCUUCUCCACAAUAUUUUGCCUAAAGACGUGGCUGCUCACUUCUUGGCUCGUGAGCGGCGCAAUGAUGAGCUCUACUACCAGUCCUGUGAGUGCGUGGCGGUCAUGUUUGCCUCCAUAAGCAAUUUCUCCGAGUUCUACGUAGAACUGGAGGCCAACAACGAGGGGGUGGAAUGUCUGCGUCUGCUCAAUGAGAUUAUCGCUGACUUUGAUGAGAUUAUCAGCGAGGAGAAAUACAGGCAGCUGGAGAAGAUCAAGACCAUCGGCUCCACGUACAUGGCUGCCUCCGGCCUCAAUGACUCUACAUAUGACAAAGAGGGCCGAUCCCACAUUACAGCAUUGGCUGACUAUGCCAUGAGACUGAGAGAACAGAUGAAAUAUAUCAACGAGCAUUCCUUCAACAACUUCCAGAUGAAGAUAGGUCUGAACAUUGGACCGGUGGUAGCAGGGGUCAUUGGCGCGCGGAAACCUCAAUAUGAUAUUUGGGGGAACACUGUCAAUGUGGCGAGUCGCAUGGACAGCACAGGGGUACCAGACUGCAUACAGGUAACAACAGACCUCCACCAAGUGCUGGCAAGCAAAGGGUACGUGCUGGAGUGUCGCGGGGUUGUUAAAGUCAAAGGUAAAGGGGAAAUGACAACCUACUUCCUCAACGACGGGCCUCCCAACAGUUAGCAGCCACAGCAACAGCAGGUGGCUUCUACAGGGACAAAGCACCACUAAGUGAAGACUCACAUGGUGAGCAAAUGGCUAAAGCAUCCAGAAACGCCAUCACUUGAAUCCCAAGCAAGGAUUUUCAAUGAAGGAGAGAAAAAUGUCUCAACUGACGGCCAUUUUGGCCCACUCACAAGUCGGAGGACAGCUGUUUUUCCUCAUAUCUGGCCUCUCUCAGGCUUCUUGAAAGAUGCAAAGUCUGUUUAUUUAAAUCAACGCCUUUUAGCCUGUGUCAAAAGAAGAUUUAACGCUGUACAUAAGGCUACUUCCUUUUACGUUUUCAUUUUGUUUUGACAUGAAUUAAAAAGAGGUACUAGUAUUUUAGUUCCAGAUUAUUUAUUUCAAGCUCAAAAUGUAUUGUGCAAAAGGUCCUUUAUGAAAAAGUGUGAAUACAUAUAGUGCGUGCACAAAUAUCCUGUUUACUACACGAUAAUAAGUGUGUACGUACAUGCAUAUUUGUGUAUGAAUAUGUAUAAUAAGAGGAGGACUAUAUUGACCAAAGACAAAAGUAUUUACUAAAAGCAAGGCAAGCCGUUUUCGCGAAAGUCUUUUUUUGUAAGGCCUGAACCUUCUUUCUUCUUGUCCAGCUGCUGGCAGUAAAGACUGCUUCUUUGUUUUCAUAAAAUAUGUUUAAAAAACAAACAAAAAAAAGUAUUUAUUUUUGUCUGUCAUUCCGGCAGCAAAGCGCAUUAACUCUAGAUUAUUAUAGUGCCCUCAAACUUUAGAUGACCCAGGACGACUAAGGAUGUUUUGAAGAUGGCUAUAUUUGAAAAUUCAAUUAUUAUUAUUUUUUUGUUUUGUUUUUUUUCACUGUGUGUGUUCUCCGAGGAGUACAAGUAGCUUCAGCUGGAUUCAAGCCCUUUUAUUUACGUCACAUUGGUUGCUUUUCUAGAAUAAGAGCCACCAAUAUCCAGCUGGUUUGAGCCGUAACAGUAUGUCAACCGCUCCUUCCCCUUUUGGAGGUGUAAUUGGUACAAAUAGAAACGGAGGAACUUUGUCAGCAAGCCUUUUUGAAAGAAUCUGGGAGUAACCUUUGGAUUGAGGAACAAGACGAAGGAAAGAAAUAUUUAUUGUUAUGACUGAAAACUGUGCUUUGUAAUCCUGGAGGGGCAUAACUAUUUUCACUGUGAGGUUUUUAUUCUACAGCAAAACCGCUUUCUUGCCAAACGUAAACGCUUAGAAGCAUGUCUUAUUGUUGUAUCUCAGUUCAUUUUUGUUAGUUUUAAUGUAGGGUAAUUUGUACCACUUCUGUAUCCAUCAUUUGUAUAUUCUUAAUGUUGUUCUUAUUAUUAUGAUGAUGAUGGUGGUGAUUCUGAUUAAUUCUAAUGCUUCUUUUGAUGAUUCCAUUCCAAUGAAAAAAAGGAUCGGAGACCAGCACGCUUUCUUGUAGUGAAGCUUAAGCUCACGGUUAACAACUAAUCAACCGCAGCCAACGAAUUCUGCUAUUCAGUCCUAAUAUACAAUACAGUAUUUCCACUGGUCAUCAGUGCGAUCAUGUACAGCAAAUAACUCUGCUGCCUUUGCAGCAGAGCCCCGUCGGCGCGCUCACAUGGGCUUGGCAGUGAACACAAUUUUUGGAAGAAUUCACUGUGCUGCUUCUUUUCAAUGUUUUUACGACACUCCUGCAGUAUUGUAACUCUCAGUCAGGCUUUUAGGUGAUGUCUCCUUUCCGCACCUCAGCAGAGAACAGAACAUACGAUACCUAUAUUUGUUGGUAUUAUACCACUAUGUGGUGACUGGACGAGGGGGAAGUAGAAGGGUGCACAUAUUUUUUCAGGAUAAUUUUGUUGAUUCUUGUAUUAUUUUGCCAGUCUUUCAGUAACAUUUGUGCUGAUGGCUGAGUUUGAUUGCCUUAAGUUAACAUGAGACGUAUUAGUAGAAUAAAACUACAAAGGAACUGUGCCUGCUGGCCCUUUCUGGACUGCUGAUGGAUAGAAAAGAAUAAGGGCUUGUUGAGAAUAUUCUCCAUGCAAAGGCUCAUCAGUCACCUGUUUUGCCCCGACUCCAAACAGUUUGUACCAAAGCCAGCUCACGCAGCCUUGUGCUUUCUGUCCCUGCUGUUUGACGACGUCUGCGCUCAGGUGUGGCAGAAGCACCAGAAGACAACGAUGUAAUAGAAAACUCCAACGGGCAAGUGAACUGUGAUUCAUAGAAAGGGUUUAGCGAACGGACAUACGUUUAUAAAAAUGUGCAUUGUAUGUAUUCUAUUUCUGUUGGCUGUCCAUGGACUAAUUCUGUUAUUUGUUAGCUCUUGGGAUGUUUUGGUGAAGCAGGAGAGGAAGAUUGUCUCCACACAACUGAAACCGUAUUUUGCUCAGGCCUGAUAAAUGACCUUCCGUACUUGUUUUAUUUGUAUUUUUCCUGAGUUGGGGGAGCUGAGAGAGGCGUGUUUUGCUAUAGCCAAAUGAAAAGAGUUGAGGAUUAUGACAGAAAAAUAAAGUUUCCCCAUGAUGAUUUUUUUUUUUUUUUUUUAAAGAUCAAUGUCUCAUUUGUAUGAUACUACAGUACAAGUUUACAACUGCAACACGUGUCAAUUACAACACAUCAGUAAAUCUGGAAACGUUUGACCUAAGUACUUGAAGACCGGAACACAUACAGUACAGGCCAAAAGUUUGGACACACCUCAUUCAUUGCAACACAAAUGAAGGUUCCAAGCCCAUUGAUAAAGCAAUAAAUUCCACUAAUCAACCCUGAAAAGCCAUACCUGUGAAGUCAAAAACCAUUUUAGGUGACUCCCUCUUGAAGCUCAUCAAGAAAAUGGCAAGUAGGGCUGCAACUAAUGAUUAUUUUCCUAAUGCAUUAAUCGGACGAUUAGUUAAACGAUUAAUCAGAUACGCUGCUGGCAUAGGUGGAGUUUGACUUUUGGGGCAAGGGCGGCACAACAUGUUGAUGACCCCAAAACGCAGGGUCAGCAUUAAAAUUAACAAUAUUUAUAAUAAGUUGAGCGUUUUUGUUGAGGGGAGUUCUAAAUCAGGCUGCUUAGGACAGCUAUACUUUUCGCCAACAUCAUCAUCCAUUGAAUAUGGUACGCCUGCCGGUGUAGUGCCAAUGUAGUUACCCCAGUCAAAAAUUGUAUUCCCUGGGAGGAGCCUUAUGGAGGUAGAUUUGUGUCUUCAUUA